ACUGCAGAUUAGUAAGUUUUCUAUUUUGGCGGCAAGAGGAGAAGGAGAUUCUACAAGAGUAAUAGAAGGAGUUCUUCAAAUUCUAAAUCUUCAAAUCCAGACGUCAACAAGUCAUUAAUGACCCUAGACGAGAAGUACAAGAUAGCAAGGAGCAAAUGGGAGGAAUGCACUCAAGAGGAUGAGUGUGGAAUCUCCUUAAGAUUCAGUCUGAACAUAUAUGUUACGAUGGUUUUGGGUGUCCGUAAGGAUGCACAUUGCACAACUCAUCCAAGAUCUCAUCAAUUGUGACGCCAGAGCAAAAGAUCUACUGAGAAGGGUGAAGCUAGACUUUUUUAUAUGCUUCAGAACGCUUUUCCAUGCAUUGUUCUUUUCACAUCUGGUUGGUUUUUUGUUCAAAAUCGAGAGCUACAAUGUCACAGUGUGAUGUUUCAGGAAGAGCCCUUUUCUCAUUUCCUACGGGUUUAUCUUUCAAAUGUGCAAAGGCUACAUUUGUUAUCAGCUGGGCAUUGACAAUUCAGAUCUACGGGAAAUUCCGGUGAUGAUCCUGAAAUCUGUCAUGUGACCCAAUAUUUAAGGCCAAAGCUUGUUUGUUUGUCAUAAAAAUAUGGACACAGAAAGAUACCAAGGGGGGUACAUCUCCAGCCAAAUAGUAAGCUUCACAAUUGGCAUCUCUUUCUCUGUCUGGUAGUUCUCAUAAAAAUUUUUUUUGCUCGAUUUGUAUUUUUUGUUUCUUAUUUGCUAGCUGUUGGUGUUUCUUUUGCUUUUACUAUUCUGUUUAUCUUUUUAUCUCCAGUCCUGACUCCUGAUUAAAGUGUAGCAGUUGCUAAUAUUAUAAGCAAGGAAUUAUAUUCAAUCCAGUGCCUGCAACUACUUUUCAAUCAUUUCAGGAAAGCUUAAAAAGGACAAUGAGAGUUGCAGAAGGCGCAAUGGAGCAAGCCUUGCAUCUACAAGCUACCGGAAUCUAUGACUACAAGUGUUGGUACUUCUCAAAAUAACGAUAGCAUGAAGAAAUCCGCUGCUUACCUUCCUCACACUGUCUCAUUCGGGCCUUACCAUCACGGCAAGAAUGACCAUUUGAAGAAGAUGGAUCCGCAUAAGCACCGUGUCCUAGGUCAUUUCCUGCGAAGAUACAAUGCGACACUCCAAACACUUACCGACUCGAUCAUCGCCACCAGCGGCAUGCGGCAACAGGUGGAUCGUGUUGAAGCAUUAUCUGUACUACAACGGCUAAUGGAUUCAUACGAGUCCCUAGACGAAAAGUGGCUCCAUGACCAUGAUGGCUUCUUGAAGCUGAUGAUAUUUGAUGGGUGUUUCAUGCUUGAGAUUUUGCAGUGGUUGUUGGUGUCCGACGGUGAUAAAGCGGUACCAGCAGUCUCGGCUUUUACCGGCUCAGUUGAUGAAUGCUACUAUGCUGACAAUGACCCAAUUUUCAGCCGUCACGGGAAGCUGUACUUCCUGUCUUACAUAAGGAGAGACAUGCUGAUGCUUGAAAACCAACUCCCCAUGCUGCUUCUUAAGACCCUGCUUGGCGCUGUUCUACCCACCAAACCCAAGGAGGAUAUCGAAGAGCAUUUAAACAUGAUCAUAUUGAACUUCUGUAAAGGCAAUUCAAGUCAUAAUAUGCAAAAAAUGGGUACCUGUUUGCACGUACUGGACCUCUAUAGGAAGAGUCUUUUGACGCAUCAAAACCAACCAGUAGGUGCCUCCUCUACCGUCAAAAAUCAAAAUUCCGGUAAUCAUAGCAAGGCGAAACGUCCCAUGAUGGCAUGUACUACUAGAAGUGGCGAGGACAUCGUAAGGUCAGCAAUGAAUCUUCAUGAGUCCGGAAUCAAGUUCAAGAAAAGUACUGAAACUUGCAACCUGACUGACAUAUGGUUCAAAGGUCACACGCUGAGACUCCCAGUAGUGGUCAUCGAUGACACCACAGAAUCAACGUUACUUAACAUGAUGGCAUUCGAGCGAUUCCACGUAGGAGCAGGGAACGAGAUCACGUCGUACGCAUGUUUCAUGGACAAUAUCAUUGAUUCCUCUGACGAUGUUAAGCUCCUGAGGUCUAGUGGGGUGUUGCAAAAUGCGAUUGGAAGCGACAAGGCAGUGGCGAAGCUGUUUAACGAAUUGACGAAGGACGUGACGCCAGACCCUGAGAGCUGGCUAGAGAAAGUAGUGCAGAAACAGCUGGAUGAAUACUGUAGGAAUAAGUGGCAUGAGUGGCGUGCUAACCUCAGCCACACCUACUUCAAGAACCCAUGGGCUCUUCUCUCCCUGUUGGCUGCAGUCUUACUUUUGGCUCUCACCAUAUCUCAGACCUUCUAUUCUAUUUAUGGUUAUUACAAGCCCAAGGGGAACUAAUAGAUGCUACAGAAUAAUCAGAUUAUCAUUGUUUGGAUUGUUUUAGAUGUACCAAUGUGGAUUCUAAGAUCAAAUCUUUUCUGAAGUGCAUUGAAAUUUGAAAUCAAGAAAAAUGAUGCAAGUGGCUCAGAACAAUUUGUAAAAUAUAGACAACAGGGUGUUUGUUUUUUGCUGACUUGGUAUGAGAAGUCAGACCGUUUGUUUUUUAGUUUGAAUCACAUUUGAUUUGCAACCUGUCUCGCACCUGUUUGAAUCAGGGAAGAAAAUUUCCCCGACUCAUGGAACCAGGCCACUGACUCAAAUAUUUUUGAGUCAGAUCUACCUCCAACUAC
This is a messenger RNA of Papaver somniferum (opium poppy), 2681 nucleotides long. Its product is annotated as UPF0481 protein At3g47200-like. NCBI's taxonomy places the organism in Eukaryota, Viridiplantae, Streptophyta, Magnoliopsida, Ranunculales, Papaveraceae. Bases 964 to 2349 code for a protein of 461 amino acids. The transcript has 6 exons. The record is from RefSeq and is a predicted model, not a curated record.